CAUCUUCAGACUCCAGUAGAAAACCAAAACUCAGGUCGACGAAUUCUUCCAAAAUACGUUAGAAAUCAGAAACAAAAGCCUCUUUAAAUCCAGAACCAGUAACUACCGUAAUCUAUAAUUCGGAUCGUCGGAAAUCCACCGGCCUUAACGAAUUCCAUCAUCGUGGCUCCAUCAAGCCAGCAAUCCCAGUCUCUCUCCCGGAGAAAAAGCUCCCAAACUUCUAAUUCUUCUUCAGAUAAACCUUCUUCUUCUUCUUCUCGGAUAAGGAUCGUUCACCGGGAGAAAUUUCCCUCUAGUUCAGGGGAAGAUUAUCCAUUUUGGCAGAAAACUUGGUUCAUACUCCUUUUGCUUUUUAUGGCGUUGUGUUUCUUUGCCCUUGCUAUUUUUCUAUUUCUCUCGCUUGAUUCCGAUUUCUAUGCUUCUUCUGUCUCCGCUGCUUCUAAAAAUGAUGGCGUUGAGGUUACAUAUGGGUCAGUCGUCAAAUUGAUGCAUGAGCGGACUAAGUUUAGGCUGCACUCACAUGAUGUACCUUAUGGUUCUGGAAGUGGCCAGCAAUCUGUUACAGGUUUUCCUAAUGUUGAUGAUGCUAAUAGCUACUGGGUUGUAAAGCCUAUUCCUGACACGUCUGUAAAGCAAGGGGACACUAUUAAAAGUGGAACGAUUAUCCGCUUACAACACAUGAAGACUCGUAAAUGGUUACACAGUCACUUGCAUGCAUCUCCUAUCUCAGGAAACUUAGAGGUAAGCUGUUUUGGAGGAGAUACAACCUCAGAUACUGGUGAUCACUGGAAGCUUGAGAUUGAGGGAAAAGGGAAAAUCUGGAGGCAAGAUCAGAAGGUCAGGCUUCAACAUGUCGACACCAAAGGGUAUCUGCACAGUCAUGACAAGAAAUACCAACGUAUAGCUGGUGGUCAGCAGGAGGUUUGUGGUGUCAAAGAGAAGGGCCGAGACAACAUUUGGCUGGCAGCAGAGGGUGUUUACCUUCCAUCUAACGAUGGAAAGACCGAGUCAUCUUAGUUUCCUUCACGGAAUUAACCUCAGAUUUAUUCUUAGUAUCUAAUUGUACUGAUGCCCUGAAUCGAAUUUUGAGUUAGUUGUAGCAUAAAUCUUCUUUGUUUGUUGUAUUGGAAGUAUAGAUAAGUUGGAUCAGUGAUUCAUAUCAGAGAAGCCAAAUUAGACAUUAGACCUAUCUAUGAAUGCUCAUCCAAAUUUCGGAUAUUCCUUCAAGUGGCAAACUUAUACUUCUUCUGGUUUUC
This is a messenger RNA of Amaranthus tricolor (Joseph's coat), 1256 nucleotides long. Its product is annotated as stromal cell-derived factor 2-like protein. Lineage: Eukaryota; Viridiplantae; Streptophyta; Magnoliopsida; Caryophyllales; Amaranthaceae. The record is from RefSeq and is a predicted model, not a curated record. The transcript is spliced from 6 exons. The coding region runs from base 355 to 1017 and encodes 220 amino acids.